Uncinocarpus reesii 1704 is the source of this 1197-nucleotide messenger RNA. RefSeq lists its product as uncharacterized. The record is from RefSeq and is a predicted model, not a curated record. The transcript is spliced from 4 exons. Bases 1 to 1197 code for a protein of 398 amino acids. Gene Ontology annotation, biological process: proteolysis. Gene Ontology annotation, molecular function: serine-type endopeptidase activity. Lineage: Eukaryota; Fungi; Ascomycota; Eurotiomycetes; Onygenales; Onygenaceae.
AUGGGCUUUAUUAAGUCUGUUGCUGCAGCCUUUGCUGCUUUGUCGGUUGUUGAUGCCGCACAAUUGCUAGGUGCAUCUAGCAAGGACAUUAUUCCCAACUCUUAUAUUGUUGUUAUGAAAGACUCCGUCUCUUCCACUGAGUUUGACUCUCAUGUCAGUGGUGUCACGAACCUCCAUCAUGAGCACCUUAGCAAAAGAGGAUCUACGAACUUUGGCGGUUUGAAGCAUAUGUACUCAAUCAACGGAUGGCAAGGCUACAGCGGAUCGUUCAGCCGUGAUACCAUCAAUGAAAUCCUCAAGGAUGACAACGUUGAUUACGUCGAGCAUGACCGCCGUGCGAAGAUACUGGGGUGGGCGUCUCAGCCAAAUGCUCCAUCUUGGGGGCUUGGGAGAGUUUCUCACCGCGAGAGAGGCAACUCAACCCUUGUUUAUGAUGAGAUGGCUGGUGAAGGCAUCACAUUUUAUGGCGUUGAUACCGGAAUUGAUAUCACACAUCCUGACUUUGGUGGCCGAGGUGUCUUGGGCACAAAUGUUGUAGGUGGCGCACACCUCGAUGGUCAUGGUCAUGGUACCCACACUGCGGGAACUGUUGCUGGAAACGCUUACGGGAUCGCCAAAAAAGCCAGUAUUGUCUCGGUCAAGGUUCUCAACAACCGAGGUUCUGGAUCCUGGAGUGGCAUUAUCGCAGGUUUGAACUGGUGUGUCACUCAUGCACGCGAAAACAACGUCCUUGGCAAAGCUGUGAUGAACUUGUCCAUCGGCGGUGGACGAAUGACCUCUGUCAACCAAGCUGCUACCAAUGCAGCAAAUGCCGGCAUCUUCCUUGCUGUAGCAGCUGGAAAUUGCAAUACUGAUGCUAGAAACAUCUCUCCUGCCUCCGCCGAAAAUGUCUGCACUGUUGCUGCCUCCACUGAAUUUGACCGCAAGGCAUCCUUCUCCAACUACGGAGCUACCAUUGAAAUCUAUGCUCCCGGAAACAAUAUUAUCUCCACUGUCCCCGGUAACCGUUCCAGGGCCAUGUCCGGUACCUCCAUGGCGGCUCCACACGUUGCCGGCGUUGCUGCUGCAAUCAUGGCUUCCCAAAAUAUUGCCCCAAGUGAGGUUUGCGCUCAUCUUGCUGGUAUGGCUGAGGGUAAAAUCACCAACCCUGGCCGCUCGACUACCAACAAACUUCUCUACAACGGCAGCGGCGAGUAA